AUGGCUACCGCAAGGCCAUGUCUGGGUCAUUUAAGCAGAACAUGCUUACAGCUCACCCGAUCAACGCCAACUGCCCUCCCUAUCAGACUUUUCAGCACAUCAACGGCAAAUGCUGCGCGCGGGAAGUACACGCCUCCAAUCGUCUCCAAGAAAGAAAAGGUCUUGCCUCCGAGUACAAAUAAGUAUAUAAAGAAGGCGGUUGUGAAGAAGAAGAAGGCGAGGACGACCUAUAAACAGUAUGAUUUGAGCAAGGAGGAGACGUUCCCAUUGCUGGAUGCUAUGCGCAUUAUACGAGCUUGGGAGGUAGGCCAGAAACCAACUUCUGUAAAGUACGAGUUGGCUUUGAAACUCAAAUCCCAAAAGAACGGGCCAGUCGUACGAAAUCGAUUACGGCUUCCCCAUCCAGUCAAGACGGACUUCAGAGUAUGCGUUAUUUGUCCGCCAGACUCAGCAUAUGCAGAGGCAGCGAGGGCCGCAGGCGCUGUGUUGGUUGGAGAGGAUGAUGUCUUUGAUGCUGUCAAGGCUGGAAAGAUUGAGUUCGAUCGAUGUCUCUGUCAGACGGACUCGUUGGCCAAGAUGAACAAGUCUGGAAUUGGAAGGGUGUUGGGUCCUCGAGGAAUGAUGCCGAGUAGCAAGUUGGGUACGGUUGUUGUGGAUCCAGUCAAGACAAUGAAAGAUAUGGUGGGAGCUACGGAGUAUAGGGAGAGGAUGGGUGUGGUUCGGAUGGCAAUUGGACAGUUGGCGUUCACUCCGGAGGAGAUGUCGAGCAAUUUGAAGGCUUUCAUCGAGGCUGUGAAGAAGGAUUUGUCACGUAUCAGUGACAAAAUCAACAAGGAGUUGGUGGAAGUGGUGUUGAGCUCAACGAACGGACCGGGCUUGCCUCUAAAUGGAGCUUUCAAGGGGACGCAUACUUCAGUUACUUCAAAAGAGUUGUCUGGGCCAUAA
Molecule: messenger RNA, 945 nt
Organism: Lachnellula hyalina
Lineage: Eukaryota; Fungi; Ascomycota; Leotiomycetes; Helotiales; Lachnaceae
Gene: rplA
Product: 50S ribosomal protein
Exons: 2
Coding region: 1-945 (314 amino acids)
Source: RefSeq, a predicted model, not a curated record